Molecule: messenger RNA, 1201 nt
Organism: Aureobasidium subglaciale EXF-2481
Lineage: Eukaryota; Fungi; Ascomycota; Dothideomycetes; Dothideales; Saccotheciaceae
Exons: 1
Coding region: 261-1082 (273 amino acids)
Source: RefSeq, a predicted model, not a curated record
AGCGCCGUCUUGAGUCUCGCAGAGCCUUGGAAGCUUCAAUUCAAGCUCCCGUCUGUCCUUACUACAGUACCUCGGGCCACUCCAAUUGUUGGUGGUGUCACCGCAACGGGAACUUCCAACCAUCUGAAGCCACCGAGAACCUGCUUAGAAGUCUGACCCGUCCACAGUAUCAGGUCAGUGUUCAAAUACACCUUGUCUAGCUCAGAGAUUGACAAUAACCCCAGCCCACUCCUACAUCAGGAAAGACUCACACUACUUAUAUGCCUUCUUCUGCUUCUACGAUCGGCUCCAACCCGCUCAACCAGAUCAUCACUCCCAGAUCAAGUGUAUCAUCCGCUCCACUCACCGAUGAACGUGCUCAGAACCAGCCUCCCAACCGAAGACUCUACUCCAGCAAGCCUGCUGUCUUGGCUUCUGCCCCGGCUCUCGUUCCCGCUUCAACUCCUCUUGCCGUACUUACUCAGCCUAAGGUUAUUCCCCCCCCACUUCCCUAUGUCGAACGUCCUGUGGACAAGGACUUCGUCCCUGUCACAAUCCCCACUACCUUUUCUCACUUUCUGCAACUUCCUCUCGAGAUCCGCAACUCGAUCUAUUCCGACUUGGUUCACAACGGCAUACAUGGUCUUCUGCUUCCAAAGAAGGAUCUGAGAAUCUAUCAUCAGGCUCCCAUCACUCGCGUCAAUCGCCAGAUUCGCCAAGAGUCGGUCAGUAUGGUUUACAGGAUUAACCCAUUCGACGCAACCAACCGCGAGCUGGUCAAGCAAGGUCCCUCCUUCGCACGCCAUGUUCCCAACAGCAAGUUGACACUCAUCCGCAACUGGCGCUGGUUCACCGUGAAGCGUCAUCUGUCGAUUGAGUUUGAUGCUACACGUGGUGGAGGCUGCGUUGUGGGUUUCGACGGCCAGAAUGACGAGGCUUAUGCCAUAGGUCAGGACAGAUGCAACCAGGUCCUCGUCUACUUGAACAGCCUGAAACUUCCCGUCACUGGUCUUGAAGCUAUGGAUGUGGUUGCCAUCACUGAGAUUGUCCUUCGUACCACCCCAAAGACCAAGACCAAGACAGAGGACGAGACCGCUGGUUGAGACGACGUAGGGAGGUGGGGAAUAGUGCUGUGGGUCAAGUUCAGGCCUUACAAUGGUCGCUGCUCGGUAUCCUAAGAGGACAUGACUUGGACGAUAGGUUUUAUAGCCGUUUGCUUUGC